AGGAUGGUUUUGUGUUUAAUUUGCCUCAAUAAAAAUCGAAGAAUGAUAAGGAAAUUAAGGUCUAUUGCUGUAAUGAUUAGUAAGAAUAUAAUUAAAAUCCAUCCAUGGGAAGGGGAGCUCGAAGAAUUCAAAUAAUUCGUCAAUAUUACCGUCCCGUUUAGAUCUUCAAUACUGCUCUAUCAUAGUAUUCUGUAGACAGCUCGAGAAAAUACAUAUUGAAAUAAAUAUUACUGACCUUGAUCAUGGGAUGGUUCUCUCCAACAAAACUGUUAGGUAUCCAUUUACAAAGUUUUACUGUACCAUCAUUGUGUAUAUGGCAUUGAGUAACGACCCCUUAUGGAGAGUACAUUACAAGGGGAAUAACUCUUAAACAGAUUACUCUUACAUAUGUGCCAUACGGAGUGCUGUCCCUUGUACACAAGAUUUAACGCUUUUCAGGUGAUGACGAGUGUGAAGCGACCCUCCCUACUGACACAGCUGCUGAGACGGUCACGUCCGAGUCUGCCAUCGUGAUGACGCCUAACCAGACUACAGCUGUAGCCUCCACCAGCCAGUCUCCACCUGUAGCCUCGACCAGCCAGACCUCAGCUGUAGCCUCCACCAGCCAGUCUCCACCUGUAGCCUCCACCAGCCAGACCUCAGCUGUAGCCUCCACCAGCCAGUCUCCACCUGUAGCCUCCACCAGCCAGACCUCAGCUGUAGCCUCCACCAGCCAGUCUCUAGCUGUAUUCUCCACCAGCCAGUCUCCACCUGUAGCCUCCACCAGCCAGUCUCCACCUGUAGCCUCCACCAGCCAGACCUCAGCUGUAGCCUCCACCAGCCAGACCCCAGAUGUAGCCUCCACCAGCAACACUCCAGCUAUAGCCUCCACUUCUCAGACCACAACUGUCUUCACACACUGGACAAGGAACGAGCCAAGUUCAUGUGAGAAGGUGUACGAGCUGCAGCAGCAAGUUCUUUCUGGAGAACGGAAGCUACAGGAGCUACACAUGAAGAAACUGCUUCUCCAAAUAAAGGUGCUGGAAAUGCAAGAGGGCAAACAAGUUUGCGAAGAGAUGACACCAUCCCAGAUACUAGUGUCACGAAUGCAAUAAGAUAUUGGAAAUAAGAAAAGUUUUUUGUUUUUGAGUCAAGAAAUAAAGCUUUAUUUUAUUUCA
Molecule: messenger RNA, 1157 nt
Organism: Haliotis rubra (blacklip abalone)
Lineage: Eukaryota; Metazoa; Mollusca; Gastropoda; Lepetellida; Haliotidae
Exons: 2
Coding region: 513-1094 (193 amino acids)
Source: RefSeq, a predicted model, not a curated record